Colletotrichum orchidophilum is the source of this 540-nucleotide messenger RNA. RefSeq lists its product as uncharacterized. The record is from RefSeq and is a predicted model, not a curated record. The transcript has a single exon. Lineage: Eukaryota; Fungi; Ascomycota; Sordariomycetes; Glomerellales; Glomerellaceae. Bases 1 to 540 code for a protein of 179 amino acids.
AUGUCCACGUUUGACCCCGCCCGUCAAGCCUUCGAGCACGCCAAGAGAUCGUUUAGGGAAAAGUUGAAGGAUAAAGACCUAUUCCGGCAAUUAUUACAAACGACCAGUAUUGAGCAAGUCUGGCAAACGACGAAUGAGAUACAGGAGAGGCAAGAAGUUGAGAAACGAAUGAGAUUUAUGGGGAAGAUCAAGACCUUCCUAGAUAAGUUGUCAGACUAUGCCUCGGUGGUGGAUACUUUUGUGCAGGUCAAACCAGACGUCAUGGCCUUAAUAUGGGGACCGAUCCGCCUACUGCUCUUAUGGACUGCCAACAUUGCCAAGCUUGCGGACGCAAUUGUAUCUGCGACAUCAAGAAUCGGCGACGUACUGCCCCCAUUUCUCGAGACCGUCAAGAUCUUCAGCGAUAGCGAAAGGCUGAAGAAUAUUCUCUCCCUGUUUUUCGAGGAUAUACUCGAUUUCUACGCCAUCUUGUUGGAGUUUUUCAAGUUGUCGCGUGGGUUCUCAGGCAAUGAUCAAGCCACUGAAUCUCGACGUUAUUGA